Metarhizium brunneum ARSEF 3297 is the source of this 768-nucleotide messenger RNA. RefSeq lists its product as uncharacterized. The record is from RefSeq and is a predicted model, not a curated record. Lineage: Eukaryota; Fungi; Ascomycota; Sordariomycetes; Hypocreales; Clavicipitaceae.
AUGGUGUCCAACCAAGACAUGAACAAGCACCGUGAGCCAGGUUGCACUGGAAUCACUCCAGAUAAAAAAUACUACGAGGUGGGAAAUUCGUUCAUCAAGCGAACCCUUCGGCGGCACGAGUGGAUGACAACGGCCGCCAACUGGACGCCAUCCGCCUCCCUGCCUCAGCGAUGGAAGACGGACGCCGCGAUCCUCCUAUACCUCCGGGAGAAGACAAAUAUCCCGCUCCCGCGGCUUCAGCACACCUUUGAGGACGACGGGGCCUUCUACUUCAGUACCGAACUCGUGCCGGGGGUCAACAUGUCCCAGCUCUCCGAGGAGCAGAAGGAGCUCGUCAGCAAGGAGCUGCUCGAGCACAUGGCUACGCUCAAGUCGCUCCGAUCCGACACGCCCGGGGUGCCAGGCCAGACGCUGCUAUGUGCUCCCAAUCGGAUCCACAGCCGGUUCUGGAAGCAGCACAGUUGCUGGCAGCCGAAGCCCGGUAUGGACAAGGGGAGCUACGUUUUCUGUCACAACGAUCUGGGCCAGCACAACGUCAUUGUCGACCCCGAAACGCUCAAGAUCAAUGCCAUCAUUGACUGGGAGUAUGGCGGCUUCUGGCCCGAGUGGUUUGAGCAGCCGUAUUGGAAGCGAAAAGGACCCAGCGCUCCGUGUGGGGAUGAGGAGGAUGACAAGGAGCGGUGUCGCGAGUGGCUCUUGGGUCACUGUGUUGAAGUAGAGAUGCAGCACAUGCCGUCGCUGAAGGAAAAACUGGGGGAGCAGUUGUAG